GUAUGCUGGAUCUGAUGCAGCCGGGAUCUGGCGAUCGGGGUCUCGAGUGACCUGGCACAGAGUGGCACACCUGCUCAGCCCGUGGUCCUGAGCCCGGGAGAGGCGCUUGCAAAGUUUACAGGCUCAACCCGGAGGGUGGUGCUCCCUUCUGCCAUGUGGGCUGCGCCUCUCCAGCGUCGGGUCGGGCCUAAGGGACACGCUUGACAGCCGGGAAACCUGAGUUUGGGUUCGUACUUCCUCACUGCGUUGUCUUGAAGACUGAACGAUGCCAAAGAAAGCAAAGCCCGCAGAACAUGGGGAGGAAGAGGAACCACUUCCUUGUAAGCAGGUGAAGGUGGAGGCAGCUGGUGGGCCUUCCACUUUAAACUUUGACAGUCCCAGUGGUCUCUUUCAAAGUUUAAUCUCACCCAUCAAGACAGAGACGUUUUUCCAGGAAUUUUGGGAACAGAAGCCUCUUCUCAUUCAGAGAGACGACCCUGCCCUAGCUGCAUAUUACCAGUCCCUGUUUAGGCUAACAGACCUGAAGAGUCUCUGCAGCCGGGGUAUGUACUAUGGAAGAGACGUGAAUGUCUGCCGGUGCAUCAAUGGGAAGAAGAAGGUUUUAAAUAAAGAUGGCAAAGCACACUUUCUUCAGCUGAGAAAAGAUUUUGAUCAGAAAAGGGCAACAAUUCAGUUUCACCAACCUCAGAGAUUUAAGGAUGAGCUUUGGAGGAUUCAAGAGAAGCUGGAAUGUUUCUUUGGCUCUUUGGUUGGCUCAAAUGUGUACAUAACCCCCGCAGGAUCUCAGGGUCUACCACCCCAUUAUGAUGAUGUUGAGGUUUUCAUUCUGCAGCUGGAGGGAGAGAAACACUGGCGCCUCUACCACCCGACUGUGCCCCUGGCCCGGGAGUAUAGCGUGGAGGCAGAGGACAGGAUCGGCAGGCCCGCACACGAGUUCACACUUAAGCCAGGUGACUUGUUGUACUUUCCUAGAGGGACCAUUCACCAAGCAGACACUCCUCCGGGGCUGGCCCACUCUACCCAUGUGACCAUCAGCACCUACCAGAACAGUUCGUGGGGAGAUAUCCUGUUGGACACCAUUUCAGGGCUUGUGUUUGAUACAGCAAAGGAAGAUGUGGCGCUACGGGCAGGCAUUCCCCGGCAGCUGCUCCUGGUGGAAACCAUACCUUUUGCAACAAGAAAACUAAGUGGCUUUCUGAGGACACUUGCAGACCGGCUGGAGGGUACCAAAGAACUGUUGUCAUCCGACAUGAAGAAGGACUUUAUUAUGCACAGACUGCCACCUUACUGUGUGGGAGAUGGAACAGAGCUAUCAACGCCAGGAGGAAAAUUACCGAGGCUGGACAGUAUAGUGAGACUGCAGUUUAAAGACCACAUCGUCCUCACAGUAGGACCAGAUCAGGACCAUUCUGAUGAAACUCAUGAAAAAAUGGUUUACAUCUAUCAUUCCUUAAAGAACAGAAGAGAAACACACAUGAUGGGAAAUGAAGAGGAGACAGAGUCUCAUGGACUUCGCUUUCCUUUAUCACAUAUGAAUGCACUGAAGCAAAUUUGGAACAGUUCAGCUAUUUCUGUCAAGGACCUGAAACUUCCCUCAGAUGAGGAAAAGGAAAGCCUGGUAUUAUCCCUCUGGACAGAAUGUUUAAUCCAAGUAGUCUAGUGCCACCGCAGAAUCAACUCUUCACUUUCAACAUGUGCGUACAAGACAGCAGAUAUUUAAGUGCUAAGUAGCCACUGCAGCUUUGAGUCCACAGGUGGGUAAACGGAGAACAGUUCAGCUUACUCUACAAGCAUGUCAUCUAACCUGAGACCUCCUGUGACAAGUUGUUAAGCUGUACUAGCAGGGACACACAGAAAAAGGGCAAAUCACCAAGGGGCCCAGGAAGUGACAGAACCAUACUUCUGACAAAUGUAUUUAUUCCAGUGUGGUAGAAAAGGCACAACUCUAAUAAAGUGUAUCAUUUGGAAUUAAAUGUUAA
Messenger RNA from Tupaia belangeri chinensis (Chinese tree shrew), 1979 nucleotides. RefSeq names its product ribosomal oxygenase 2 (gene RIOX2). The record is from RefSeq and is a predicted model, not a curated record. Gene Ontology annotation, molecular function: histone H3K36 demethylase activity; histone H3K4 demethylase activity. Gene Ontology annotation, cellular component: nucleolus. Lineage: Eukaryota; Metazoa; Chordata; Mammalia; Scandentia; Tupaiidae. The transcript has 10 exons. The coding region runs from base 266 to 1660 and encodes 464 amino acids.